AUAUUGCUUUGCCAGUAGUGAUGACUAUGCCAACGUUAUCAGCUGCAAACUGGCUGCCAGGAGCAUCUUAAUUAAAAAUAAACAGCUCUGGAGGUGGGCUUGGGAGAGUGAGGACAGGGAUCCUGUCUGGGUUACUUAGGACAUCUAAGAUUGCUCCUAGGGAAAGUCACUUUUAGGCCACCUCGUUUCUUCAAAGGAGCCUCUGUACAUAACAAGGUAGUGUGAAUGUACAACUUGCCCUGCUUCCUUAAACCUCUGGUUGCUAGAGUGACAAGCAAAUAGAACCACUAGGAGCAGGUGGCAUGGUACAGUUCAGUCCCAGAAGGAAAUCCUGGGUUGGGGGAGAGGGGCUGCUAAUGAUUUCUGCCUGGUCUCUAAAUUGAGGGGACAGCUAAAGCCCAAGGCCUCUUCUAAGAGGGGUUAGAAUUUCAUCAGAAAGCAAGUCUGGUCACAUGAGAAUUUCUGGCACUGUGUGCAUGGCAGGCUGGACACCAGCCUGCGAGAAUUGAGCGAGUGGAUCGUAUUGGCUUCAGCAGAGGGGAAAAGUCCCAGACUAGCCUGGGAGAAGGAGCCGACUCACUCUCCCGGCUGCCGACUUCCCUGACUUCUGGGCAGAAGCAGCACAGCUGCUGUGGUGGGCUAGGGCUUUAACAUCCGAAGCCCCCUUUCUUUUAACCCUGAAGAAAGUGUGUGGUCCCCGGGACUGAAGACCGAAAGAUGCCUAAGGAAUGCAGUGCUUUCCACGCCUUCUCAGCAGCUCUGUGCUGCUUUUAUCACCGCAAGUCUUUCAUUGGAGUCAAGUUCUCCAAGGAGAGGCACAUCAUGGACAGGACCCCCGAGAAGCUGAAGAAGGAGCUGGAGGAGGAGCUGCUGCUGAGCAGCGAGGACCUGCGCAGCCAUGCCUGGUACCACGGCCGCAUCCCCCGACAGGUGUCGGAAAACCUUGUGCAGCGAGAUGGCGACUUCCUAGUUCGUGACUCUCUGUCCAGCCCUGGGAACUUUGUCCUGACCUGUCAGUGGAAGAACCUCGCUCAGCACUUCAAAAUCAACCGGACGGUUCUGCGGCUCAGCGAGGCCUACAGCCGCGUGCAGUACCAGUUCGAGAUGGAGAGCUUCGACUCCAUCCCUGGCCUGGUGCGCUGCUACGUGGGCAACCGCCGGCCCAUCUCCCAGCAGAGUGGCGCCAUCAUCUUCCAGCCCAUCAACAGGACGGUGCCCCUGCGGUGCCUGGAGGAGCGUUAUGGCAUCUCCCCAGGCCAGGCCCGGGAGGGCAGCCUCACCGAGGGAAGGCCAGACGUGACCAAGAGGCUGAGCCUCACCAUGGGUGGUGUCCAGGCCCGAGAGCAGAAUUUGCCCAGGGGAAACCUCCUCAGAAACAAAGAAAAGAGUGGUAGCCAGCCAGCCUGCCUGGAUCACAUGCAGGACAGAAGAGCCUUGUCCCUCAAAGCCCACCAGUCAGAGAGCUACCUGCCGAUUGGCUGCAAGCUGCCACCUCAGUCCUCAGGUGUGGACACAAGCCCCUGCCCAAACUCACCCGUGUUCAGGACGGGAAGCGAGCCCGCCCUGAGCCCAGCAGUUGUUCGGAGGGUCUCCUCGGACGCCAGGGCUGGGGAGGCGCUGAGGGGAUCAGACAGUCAACUGUGCCCUAAGCCACCUCCUAAGCCCUGCAAGGUGCCGUUCCUCAAGGCUCCCUCAUCUCCCUCUGCCUGGCUCAACUCAGAGGCCAACUACUGUGAACUGAACCCAGCGUUUGCCACAGGCAGGGGAGCAAAGCUACCUUUAUGUGCCCAGGGAAGCCCCACAGAACUGCUCACAGCCAAGCAGAAUGGGGCACUAGGUCCCCGGAACUCUGGCAUCAACUACUUGAUCCUUGAUGAUGAUGACAGGGAAAGACCUUGGGAACCUGCGGCAGCUCAGACGGAGAAGGGGCAGUGGGACAAGGGCGAGUUUGUGGCGCCCCUCCUGGAGACUGUCUCCUCCUUCAGGCCCAAUGACUUUGAGUCCAAGUUCCUUCCCCCUGAGAAUAAGCCCCUGGAAACAGCAAUGUUGAAACGUGCAAAGGAACUGUUCACCAACAACGACCCCAAGGUCAUCGCUCAGCACAUACUGAGCAUGGACUGCAGGGUUGCUAGGAUACUUGAAGUCUCUGAAGAGAUGAGGAGGAACAUGGGGGUGAGCUCAGGCCUGGAACUCAUUACCUUGCCUCACGGACACCAGCUGCGCCUGGACAUCAUUGAAAGACACAGCACGAUGGCCAUCGGCAUUGCAGUGUACAUUCUGGGCUGCACGGGCACUUUGGAGGACCGAGCAGCCACUCUGAGUAAGGUCAUCCAGGUGGCAGUGGAACUGAAGGAUUCCAUGGGGGACCUCUAUUCCUUCUCAGCUCUCAUGAAAGCCCUGGAAAUGCCACAGAUCACAAGGUUAGAAAAGACGUGGACUGCUCUGCGGCACCAGUACACCCAAACUGCCAUUCUCUAUGAGAAACAGCUGAAGCCCUUCAGCAAAAUCCUGCAUGAAGGCAGAGAGUCCACAUGUGUUCCCCCAAAUAAUGUAUCAGUCCCACUGCUGAUGCCCCUUGUGACCUUAAUGGAGCGCCAGGCUGUCAUUUUUGAAGGAACCGACAUGUGGGAAAAAAAUGACCAGAGCUGUGAAAUCAUGCUGAACCAUUUGGCAACAGCACGAUUGAUGGCCGAGGCCACGGACAGCUACCGGAUAAAUGCUGAGAGGAUCCUGGCAGGUUUUCAACCAGAUGAAGAAAUGAAUGAAAUCUGCAAGACUGAAUUUCAAAUGCGAUUGCUAUGGGGCAGCAAAGGCGCACAAGUCAAUCAGGCAGAGAGAUACGAGAAAUUCAACCAGAUUUUAACGGCCCUCUCACGCAAAUUGGAACCUCCUCCUGUAAAGCAGGCAGAGCUUUGAUAACUCUCCAGAGAACCUUUAGAAUGUCUUUUCAAGUUUCCCCAGCUUCAUCUUUGGGAAAGCUUACUAUUUGAUAAAGUAAUAAUGUGCAAAUCUGACAAUAUACAAGCUUUUAGUAUCCACAGGAUAUUAAACGUGUAAAUUGCACAGAGCACACUUAUUUAUGAAUUGUCUAAAAUUACUACUGAUUUUUAAAUGAAUAAUUUAUUAUUAAGAUAACUACUGCUAAUGUUGAUCAGCAAAUUUAAGAGAAGACCUAGCUAUGUUGGCUGGUUGCUUUCUAUUAUCAUGGUAUUUGACCAUUUUAGUUUUAAUUCCAUGUCAGAUAAGUGUAAAUAGAAGAGUUUAAAAGCCUGAACCAUUUCAGAAGGUAUCAGUUAUAUGAUAUUCUUUAAACAAAUACGAAAAAUGUAAAUACUCAUGAAUGAAAAUAUAUCUUUUUGUGAAACA
Macaca mulatta (Rhesus monkey) is the source of this 3366-nucleotide messenger RNA. RefSeq names its product BCAR3 adaptor protein, NSP family member (gene BCAR3). NCBI's taxonomy places the organism in Eukaryota, Metazoa, Chordata, Mammalia, Primates, Cercopithecidae. The record is from RefSeq and is a predicted model, not a curated record. Gene Ontology annotation, biological process: positive regulation of peptidyl-serine phosphorylation; small GTPase-mediated signal transduction. Gene Ontology annotation, molecular function: phosphotyrosine residue binding; guanyl-nucleotide exchange factor activity.